Molecule: messenger RNA, 5973 nt
Organism: Hemibagrus wyckioides
Lineage: Eukaryota; Metazoa; Chordata; Actinopteri; Siluriformes; Bagridae
Gene: zmynd8
Product: zinc finger, MYND-type containing 8
Exons: 19
Coding region: 1740-5372 (1210 amino acids)
Biological process (GO): regulation of DNA-templated transcription
Molecular function (GO): protein binding
Source: RefSeq, a predicted model, not a curated record
CUGGAAACUGGAAUUCUGUAGCUUAAUUGUAUCCAAAAGAUCCUUCUAAUACCAUGUUAUUAACAGUAAUUGAAUGCCAUGCUUAAGAUUCGUGAGUCAUAGGGUGCAAAGCGUGCAGAAAUAGGCAUUGCAUUUUUUUCCUUCCCUCUUCUUAUGUUUAGAUUGGAUGAGAGCACAGGCAGCUGAUAGCGGGUGGUUGUUUUGUUUUGAUGAUGGAAAGAUCAGGGCAUGGUGUGGAGAGGGGAAACAGCACAACAGCAAUGUCUGUCAUUUCAUAACCCGUGAGAACACCAUUACUGUCACGACUCGUACCAUCGCGGUGGUCUGGAAAUUGCUAUACACAAAUAAUAUAUACUAUAUACUACAUUGCUAUAUACUAAUUAUGAGGCUUGCUGCAUCUCUUCAUGUAUAAGGCCUUCGCUCACUUUGUAUAUAUAUACAUAAUAUAUAUAUAUAUAUAUAUAAAAUAUUCUUGUAUGUGUAUUUUCCAGGAGACUGAUUCGGUGUUAUAUAAACUACCUUUGUUUUUCUCAAGCUGUCCUUGUGACUAGGCUGUGUGUUGGUGGUGUUCUGGAGUGAGGGAAGGCAAUAUCAUCCCCACCCUCUGGAUACAUUAUUCAUUUUGCACAGGCAACCAUUUCCUUCAUUGUCCACUAUCUGCUUACUGCCUACACUGAUCAUAGUUUUUAUUAUGUUUUGUUGAAUUUGCUGACUUCAAGCAUGCAUGAUCACAAACGUGGAGGCUCGGCCUCGCCGAUCUAAUCUAUUCCUAAGGAACAACACGUUUUUGCGUGCCAUUUGGUUUGGCUCAGAAGUUUACCUUCAUUUAACCACAGACAAACGAAAGACCUUGUCCAAAUUUUUUUGUAUGAAACCUGAUUGCAGCAUGCAUUUUUGUCAGUGUUUGUCUGUGGACUCCAGACCUCUCUUGUUUUGAAAAGCCUCCUGCAGUGACACUGAGGGAGACCCUGGACUUCUGUCAAAGAAGCUCUUUCACUGAGAACCCUCUCCCUCUCUUCCACGCUCAAAGCAGUGGAAAUAAUAAACCGGAGAAGAAGAAAUUCAAUGAGGCCACUUGGUUGCAUCAAAGCUUCUGCUAGUUGCACAACCACCCCCACUUUUACACAACCUGUUCAAAUGGUCGAUUGAGGAUUUUCUGUGAAACUACUUAUAUGACUGUUUCUCUGCAUGCAUUUAUUACUAGCAUGGAUGAGUACAAGUACGUGUUUUUGGUACUUGUUUGAAAAAGAUACUUCUACCGAAAUGAAUGUCUUGUAUACUGUCACUCCAAAAUGCUAUGAUCAAACAGUAUUAUUUAUAGCGAGCACGAGUGCACCGAUUUUUUAGCAGGUACAGCAGUACCAGUGAACAUGGUCAUUAAAAAUGUGUGCAAGGUGCUUUGAGUCACAAGCAAAUUGUAGAGCCCGGGGAAAGGAAUUGUUCAUGUCUCAGUGCUCAAUGCUCACAGAAGUAAAGUGCUAUCAUGCGUGACAUUUCCUCUUGGUACAUUAAUACCUGGUACCAUCUUAAGUUUUGAUGCAUCACUAAUUCUAACCAUAACGAGUUUCUUAACUGAAACCAAACCCCACUGUUGGUUUUUUAAAAAAAAAUAUAAAUACGAAGACACACAUCACAACUUGCUGAGAAGAAUGCCUGAGCACUCGAGUUUUAUAUAUGACAACAAGAAACAGUGUGGGAAACUAGUGAAACUAGAAAUGCACUCAAUCUGAAAAAAUGGCAUGAAUUCCUUAUAUUCGGGUCAGGAGAACUUGUUAUACACCAUUUAUACGUGGACAUUCUUUGUGUACGGCAGUUUAGCAGAAGAGGAGGUGAAAACCGAAUCAGAUGCGAUUGAAGGGAUGGAGAUUGCCACACGAUCCAAAGUGUCUGAUCCAGGGUCAGUGGAGCGUACUGCCCCAAAGCGCAAAGCACCUAGCCCGCCACAUUCAUCCAAUGGACACUCACCUUCAGAAGCUUCUCCUAGCCCUGUCAAAAAGAAGAAGAAACCAGGAGCCGUCAACAGCAGCAAAGAUCAGUCCGAACUAAGACAUGGUCCCUUUUACUAUGUGAAGCAGCCCGCACUCACCACAGACCCUGUUGAUGUUGUACCGCAGGACGGCAGGAACGACUUCUAUUGCUGGGUGUGCCACCGCGAGGGCCAGGUGCUCUGCUGUGAGCUCUGCCCACGCGUCUACCAUGCCAAGUGUCUCAAACUGGCUGCUGAGCCGGAAGGCGACUGGUUCUGUCCUGAGUGUGAGAAAAUAACCGUCGCAGAGUGCAUUGAGACCCAGAGCAAGGCGAUGACCAUGCUCACACUGGACCAGCUGUCUUACCUUCUCAAGUUUGCCCUCCAGAAGAUGAAACAGCCGGGUACAGAACCGUUUCAGAAGCCAGUAUGUCUUGAUCAACAUCCUGAUUAUGCAGAGUAUAUUUUUCAUCCCAUGGAUCUCUGUACAUUAGAAAAGAAUAUCAAAAAGAAAAUGUAUGGCUCGACUGAAGCAUUCCUGGCUGAUGUGAAGUGGAUUUUGCACAACUGCAUUAUUUACAACGGAGGAAACCAUAAGCUCACCACAACAGCUAAAGUUAUCAUAAAGAUCUGUGAACAUGAAAUGAAUGAAAUUGAGGUCUGUCCAGAAUGCUAUCUUUCAGCCUGCCAGAAGAGGGACAACUGGUUUUGUGAGCCGUGUAGUAACCCUCAUCCCCUAGUCUGGGCCAAACUUAAGGGUUUUCCAUUCUGGCCUGCCAAAGCUCUACGAGACAAAGAUGGGCAAGUAGAUGCACGAUUCUUUGGACAACAUGACCGGGCCUGGGUACCAAUCAAUAACUGCUACCUCAUGUCUAAAGAGAUUCCUUUCUCCGUGAAGAAGACCAAAAGCAUCUUCAACAGCGCCAUGCAGGAGAUGGAGGUCUAUGUGGAGAACAUUCGGAAAAAAUUUGCCGUCUUCAAUUACGCCCCCUUCCGCACACCCUACACGCCCGACAACCAGUUCCAAAUGCUGCUCGACCCAGCGAACCCUGGCGCUGGCUCAGUCAAACCUGAAAAACAGGAGAAGAUCAAGCUCAGCUUUGAUAUGACAGCAUCACACGUAGGCAAGGGCAUGGUAUCGUCCGGCAUGGGUGGCGGAGGGACUACUGGUAGGCGGAUCACUGUGCCGGACAUACCGCGAUCACCAAUGAGCACUAACUCUUCUGCCCAUACCGGCUCUGAUGGUGAGCAGGAGGGCGGAGAAAAGAGCCAGACCAGAGCGCUUCUGCAACACCACAGCACAGGAGAAGAUUCACUAGAUAGCACAGCCUCCCCUGCUGCUCCGCGAGCCGGGCCUGCAGGCAGCGCCAUGGACAGCCCCAAACCAUUCCACUGUACAGUCCCAAACACACCCAUUAAACAAGAGAAGACCCCCACUACAGGCAGCAUCUUAAACCUUAACCUCGACCGUAGCAAGGCUGAGAUGGACCUAAAGGAGCUGAGCGAGACCGUACAGCAGCAGCAGGGUGCUCAGGCCUCACUCACUUCUCCCAAAAGACAGAUCAGGAGCCGGUUCCAGCUCAACCUCGACAAGACCAUUGAGAGCUGCAAAGCCCAACUGGGUAUAGACGAAAUAUCAGAGGAUGUGUACAAAGAUGAGGAGCACAGCGACUCGGACGACUCUGACAAGUCUGACUCCAGCGACAGCGAGUACGCCAGUGACAACGAUCAAAAACCAAAGAGCGCCAAGGACUCCGCUGCUGAAAAUGAAAAAACAGAGAAAGAGCUAUCGAAAAAGAAACCCAAACCAACAUCCCCUGUUGGCGAAGACAAGGACAGUAGCACAGACUCAUCUGGUACAUCUAGUUCACUGACUAAAGGUGAGAAAGUAGGAAGUGGUGUCUCUCAAGCAAAAGAAAAGCCAGUUGUCGAGUUGGACAAAGAAGUGCCCAAAGCAGCACCGGCGUCUCCGGGUACAAGAGAGAAGUCCAAGGUAACAGAAGAAGCCAGGCAGCCUGUGUCUGUCGACGUAGACAUGGAUUCAGACUCGGAGCGAGAGCUAGUGAUUGAUUUGGGAGAAGAACCUGGAGGGAGAGAGAGGAAGAGGCGUAGGAAAGACUCAGCCGCUGUCACCGCACUCAAAGAGCCCGCAGCCUCCAAGACAGAGGCUAAAGGACCUCCAGCAGGAAGUCUCGCACCAUCACAAACUCCUUCAACACCCUCUUCCACACCAGGCCUCAAAGACCCUUCUCAGUCUCCCAUGGCAGUCCCUCUAAAUGUAGUCACCAUCCCCGCUGUCCCUAGCAGUACCACCCUCGUCUCUUCUUCCCUGCCUAACACCGCUCUACCAACAGCCCUGCCUUCCUCCACCCCCACCAGCACGGUGAAGAAACAGCGCCCCCUGCUGCCCCGUGAGAGUGUGCCGGUGGUAGAGCGAGCCGUCGUGUGGAACCCCGGGACCAAGUUUCAGACGUCCUCUCAGAAGUGGCACAUGCAGAAGGUGCAGCGGCAGCAGCAGAGCCACACACAGCCUCACAGCCAGGCACAGACGUUAUCACAAGCACAGCAGGCAUCGUCUUCACCGUCUUCAUCCAGCACUCGAUAUCAGACACGACAGGCUGUUAAGGCUGUGCAGCAGAAAGAUUCCCCACACAGCACGUCGACCUCGGCUGUCACGCUGGUCACCAGCACCCCUGUGUCUGCAGCCAUAAUGGCAGGUGUCACGGUUAGCUCUUCCUCCUCAUCCUCAUCAUCCUCCAUGGCUGGAGAUCUACAAAUCCCCACCACCUCUGCUGACGUGGCAGCUGACAUUGCAAAAUAUACCAACAAAAUCAUGGAUGCAAUCAAGGGGACAAUGACGGAAAUAUACAAUGACCUCUCCAAGAGCACCUCAGGAAACACAAUAGCUGAAAUCAGGCGGUUACGGAUUGAAAUCGAAAAGCUGCAGUGGCUCCAUCAACAGGAAUUAUCAGAGAUGAAGCACAAUUUAGAGCUGACCAUGGCGGAGAUGCGGCAGAGUCUGGAGCAGGAGCGGGAACGGUUGGUCGCAGAAGUGAAGAAGCAAAUGGAGAUGGAGAAACAGCAGGCAGUCGAUGAGACCAAGAAGAAGCAGUGGUGUGCCAACUGCAAGAAAGAGGCCAUUUUCUAUUGCUGCUGGAACACAAGCUACUGUGAUUACCCCUGCCAACAAGCACACUGGCCAGAACACAUGAAGUCCUGCACGCAGUCUGCAACAUCGUCACAGCAAGAGCCAGACACUGAAUCAAACACAGACGGCAUUUCUAAGGUUUCUGGCCAUCCCAACAACGGUCAGGACUCGCCUCGAGAGACUGCAGGAGCUCCUCCUACAGACAAGGACAGCGAUGUGGACAAAUCAAAGGACAGUGUCACCGUCAGUGUGUCCUAGCUCAUAGACAUUCCAGCUACUGCACUUAUAACUGCACAUAUGUACAAAACAUAGUCAAGUUCUGUCACUACAAACAAAAAUACUUUUCAUGUUGUUGUCUUGCCAGGAUCUGUGUUUAACACUUUGGGAGGCUGAUUUAUGUAUUUGCAUCAAUAAUAGUUCCAUGUUCUGAUCUCAGUUGGAUACAGCAUUAAAGACACAACCAGACCUCUUUAGUGACUUACUUUUGUUAAAAACAUUUUUUUUAAUACACAGUUCUUACUCAAAGUCCGUUUUUUUCUGAUUGGCUUAUUAACAUGAUUACAGUGAAUUAUAUUUACACAAAGCAGUGGUCUUUUAGCGCUCAGUCCAUGUUUUUUGUACAAUUAUUCAAAUCCUAUUUGGUCCUCUCACCAGCUAGAGCGGAGUUAUGAAGAUAUAAACACGUUAAUGAGCUGAAUGUAUCUGGGUAAAUAUGGUUUAAGUGUCAUAACUGAAACACCCUCUGGAUGUGGCUGAUAUAUGUAAAAUGAUAAAGUGAUGUUCACGGCUCAUUCUGAAGAGGCGGUCAUGUGUUACAUUUUUAUUGCAGGUUGUCUAUUUCUUAUUAAAUAUAUAUAUA